CCGUCCCGCCCUCUCCACCCGUCCCCGGGGAGGCAGCGCCCUGCCAGGGCGGAGCGGGCGCGUAGAGGUGCCGGGCUGCGGGGCCCGGCCCGGCCCGGCUCGGCUCGGCCGCCGGCGGCAUGUGGGGCAGCGGCAACCCCGGCGGAGGGGGAGCUGGAGCCGCUGCGGUGACGGUCGUCCUGAGCGGGACCCGAGACUGCUUCCUGCACUUACCUCCCGUGCUGGCCUCUCACCUCCGCCUGCAGCAGGGCCAAGCUGUGAAAGUAUCCUGCAGUCGUCAGCCUGUAUUUUUGAGCUGGAUGGAAAUCAGGCGUCGAGGUCACCAGGGUGAAAAUAUUGCAGAGAUUAACAGACAGUUAGCAGAGAAACUUGGCAUUACAGAUGGAGAACAGGUAUUUCUUGAACCAUGUUCCCACAUCUCCUCCUGUCAGCAAGUAGAAGUGGAACCACUCUCAGCAGACGACUGGGAAAUUCUGGAACUGCACGCUUCUUCUCUUGAAAACCAUCUUCUUGACCAGAUUCGGGUAGUAUUUCCCAAAGCCAUCUUUCCUGUAUGGGUUGAACAGCACACUCACGUUUACAUCAGAAUCGGUACGCUUAAGCCAGCAGCCCCCUAUGGGAGAUUAGAACCAUGCACGGAGCUUCUAAUACGUCCCAAAACACGCGAACUUGAGGAAAAUACCACCAGCACAGCUUCCACAGAAAGUGACAUCUUGCUCAAAAGUUUUGUGAAAAACAACAUGGAGCAAGAAGAAACAGUAAAGGAUCCUUUUGCCAAAGAACCUUACUUAAAGCCAGGAGUCCUUGAACAGAGUAAGGCUGAUGCAAACAUGACAUUUGGCUCAAAUGUUCUCCCAAAUAUAUGGAAUUUCAUUGGGAGCAUUUUUUCUCAUACAUCUGAGCAGAAACAAAAGACUUUGUGUGAUAAAGAUGAAGUGAGCACCUUCAAAGACAAGCUGCUGAACUUAAUUCACAUGGAUUCCAUUUUUAGAGUAUGUCAGUCCCAGCCUCCCAGCGUGCAGAAUGCAUCUACCACUCAUGCGUUUCUGAAAUGGAAUGCUGUUCAUGUUUUUCCAUGGAACUUAGAAUUUACUGAUUUGGAUCCAAAUCCUGUAGUAUCAUAUGGCAAAAUUAAUCAGCUGCUUUCCCCGAGACAGCGUCAACAAGAAGCAAAGCAAAAUCUGCCAUCUGAAAAGCAAAAGCAGUUGGCUAGUACACAAGACAAAAAUCAUUCUGGUUCUAAUAGCAGUCAAGCAUCCAGUGAGGGUUUUGUUGUUCAAAUUGUUUGGAAUGGAUUUGAAGACCUAAAGAGUGUCAUAGAGUAUCGCCACAGUGGGGAAGCCUUACAUGUUGGAAGAGUUUGGAUUCCAGAUGGUCUGAGGAAAAAACUACAUAUCGACACACAUUCAACAGUCCGAAUUAAGUCAAUUGAGUCUAUUCCUAAAAUUCCUGUAUCUCUGACACUACAACCCAAACAGAACUUACAUAAAGAUAUACAUGAAGAUGAUAUUAAAUCUGCUUUCAGUUCUUGGCUGCAGGAUUCCACUACUGAUGAUCACCCGUGGAUAAUGACAAGCACAUGCUGUAUAGAUCUGUCUGUUAAAGAAGGAACGGAGGAGUUUGUCCUUAGUGUAGUGCAUCCUGUGCACGUUGAAGAAAAUAAGUCUGAGAAUAUUUUUAUACUGAGUCCCAGUUUGCUGCAAAAGACUAAUAUACAAGUUCUUUUACAUCCUCUAACUAGAAAAGCUGAUGGUGACAGCCAGCCACCUAUAUGUGAUACAGACAGGAACCUUCCUUACCACAAACUAAACGAUUUAGGGGGACUGGACAAAUUAGGAACAUCCUCAUUUGAACACAUAAGCCACAGUCUUCUGGGGCGUCCUUUAUCUCAAAAGCUGGCUGCUGUUGCUGUGGGACUGCGAAGUGGAGGGGUGCUUCUCACAGGAGGAAAGGGAAGUGGAAAGUCAACAUUAGCAAAGGCCAUCUGCAAAGAAGCAUUUGAUAGACUGGACGCUCAUGUAGAAGUAAUCGAUUGUAAAACUUUAAGAGGAAAAAGAUUAGUAAACGUAAGGAAAAAUGUGGAAGAAGCUUUUUUAGAGGCAGCAUGGAGGCAACCAUCUAUUCUUUUGAUGGAUGAUCUUGAUCACAUUGUUGGAGUACCUUCUACACCAGAGCAUGAGAACAGCCCUGAAACCAUUCAAAGCAGUAGACUUGCUUAUGUUUUGAAAGAUCUGAUAAAAGAAGUUAUUUCCAUGGGGAGUUUGAUUGCAUUAAUUGCCACAAGUCAGUCUGAACACUCCUUACAUCCUUCCCUGGUUUCAGCUCAAGGAACUCACAUAUUUCAAUGCUUCAAAUGUAUCCGAUCUCCAGAUCAGAAGCAAAGAUGUGAAAUGCUGUAUUCCAUAAUAAAAAUGAAACUGAAUUCUGAUGUAAAGAAGUUCUCUGAUCUUGACCUCCAGUGUGUUGCAAAGGAAACAGAAGGUUUUGUUGCUAGAGAUUUUACUAUGCUGGUUGAUCGUGCCAUUCAUGCCAGUAUUUCCAACCAGAAUGCAUUUCAAAAUGGUGUAGAAUUGAUUCUGUCAACUGUGGAUUUUCAGAAAGCUCUAAAAGAUUUUACUCCGUUAGCUCUGAGAAAUGUCAACCUUCAUAAACCUAAAGACAUUGGCUGGGACAAGAUUGGUGGCUUAAAAGAUGUGAAGCAAAUACUUAUGGAUACCAUCAUGUUACCUGCAAAGUAUCCAGAAUUAUUUGCAAACCUGCCCAUACGACAGAGAUCAGGAGUCUUGCUGUAUGGAGCACCUGGAACAGGAAAAACACUGUUAGCAGGAGUAAUUGCUCGAGAAAGUGGAAUGAAUUUCAUCAGCAUCAAGGGACCAGAGCUGCUCAGCAAAUACAUUGGAGCAAGUGAGCAAGCAGUUAGAGAUAUCUUUUACAGAGCUCAGGCAGCUAAGCCUUGUAUUGUUUUCUUUGAUGAGUUUGAUUCUAUUGCUCCUCGCCGAGGUCAUGACAACACAGGAGUUACUGACAGAGUGGUCAACCAACUUUUGACUCAGUUAGAUGGCGUGGAAGGCUUACAAGGGGUUUAUGUGCUAGCUGCUACUAGUCGCCCAGAUUUGAUUGACCCUGCUUUGUUAAGGCCAGGUCGACUGGAUAAGUGCCUGUACUGUCCACCUCCUGAUCAGAAUUCACGCUAUGAAAUCUUAAAAGCUCUCAGUCAUUCCCUGUCCUUGGCAAACGAUGUGGACUUUCAGGAUUUGGCAGCAAAAACAGAACGGUUCACAGGGGCUGACCUAAAAGCUUUGUUGUACAACGCCCAAUUAGAGGCAAUCCAUACUAAUUUAGGUUCAGGUUUAACACAGGAUUUUGGUUCUAGUUCUGAUAGUGACUUCAGUCUCUCUUCCAUGGUUUUUCUAAACCACAGCAGUGGCUCAGAUGAUUCAGCAAUAGAUGGAGACGCAGGGCUAGAGCAAUCUCUUAUUUCUUUAGACAUGUCUGACUUGCUUCCUGAAGAUCCAAGGUCCAAUAUGUAUCGUCUUUAUUUUGGAAGCUCUUAUGAAUCAGAGCUGGGAAAUGGAACUCCUUCAGAACUGAGCUCUUUGUGUUUAUCUGGACCAAACUCCCUAAGUCAUGAUUUUAUCAGUGUGACACAGAGAGACACAGCAUCAUCACAACCUUCAAUGCUUAGAACAGCUUCUCAAGAAGACUCCCUGGAAAAUAACCAAGAGCAGCAAACAGAGCACCUGAGGACAGAAAUCAGUGCUAUCAAAGCCAAUCACAGAAGCAAGAAUGGGGAGGACAGCACCCUUGAUCAGUCCGUGCUUGCCAAGAACAGUUUAAUUAUUACCCAGUCCCAUCUGAUGGCUGCACUUGAGGGUAUAAGACCAUCCAUUAGCCAAGAUGACUGGAAGAAUUUUACUGAACUGUAUGAUAAUUUUCAGAAUCCCAAGAAGAGGAAAGGACAAGUUGGCUCAACACUCAGACCAGGACAAAAAAUUACUCUAGCAUAGUAACUUGUAAUUACUUGUAAUUGAUAAACUGUAACUAGGAAUGACAAAUGUGAUUUAAAUCAGAUUAUUUAUAUUCACAUGGAUUUAUUAACACAGAAGUUGAAGAUAAGUUUCUUUUAAACUUACAUGCUGUAAAAUUACAUCAUAUUUUAUUUUGAAGAAAAUUGUCUUCUUUCAGAGUGAUAUUAAAUUUUUGAGAGAACA
Messenger RNA from Falco peregrinus (peregrine falcon), 4211 nucleotides. RefSeq names its product peroxisomal biogenesis factor 1 (gene PEX1). Gene Ontology annotation, cellular component: peroxisomal membrane; peroxisome; cytosol. The record is from RefSeq and is a predicted model, not a curated record. Gene Ontology annotation, molecular function: ATP binding; ATP hydrolysis activity. Bases 120 to 4007 code for a protein of 1295 amino acids. Gene Ontology annotation, biological process: protein import into peroxisome matrix. The transcript is spliced from 24 exons. Lineage: Eukaryota; Metazoa; Chordata; Aves; Falconiformes; Falconidae.